AUGAAGCUAAGAUUAUAAAAUGAAAAUUGUCAAAGUAAAAUCUAUACUCAUCGAUCAGAGAGAUCGAGCUGUUUUGACAUCUUAUAGGAUUUAACAAAUAAUAAGCAAUAAUUAUUAAACCAGAAAGCUAUCCUUGAGAAUAGAACAACUAAAUAGGACUUAAUAUUAAAUGAACAUAAUAUUCAAUUACAAUAGAGUAAAGUUUACAAAACAACAAAAAUUUAAUAACUAAAAAUUUAGUUAUAAACUUUAAAAUAGAAUUAUGAUAAAUAAGCAAUAUCACAAUCCAAUCUUUCAAAAACCAUUGAUAAUACUGUUAAAUACCUGCUUGAACUUAAAACAAACAUUUAUGACAACCAAGUAGAAGAACCUUGGCAAGAAAUCAUCAAAAUUGAAAAAGUUUUGUAUGGAAAUGAGGACAAUAUUAUCUAAUCAAUGCCCAUUUAGAAUUUUAAUGAAGUUAUAUCAGGUCAUUAGUUAAGUAUUUUAGAAAUGGUCUCAUAGUGGUAAAAUUAAUAACAAUAGAAUUAUUGGAUUGCAUAAAUGAAAUUAUUACAUGAAACAUUCAUCCAGAAAAAUUUAAGCAUUGGCCAAAUCCUAAAGCCUAGACAAGUACAAGAAUAAUCAGCUGCGAGAUUAUAGAGAUAAGAUUUUUAAUCUUUUAGCAAAAAAUGCUGA
Paramecium tetraurelia is the source of this 678-nucleotide messenger RNA. RefSeq lists its product as uncharacterized. The transcript is spliced from 2 exons. Lineage: Eukaryota; Ciliophora; Oligohymenophorea; Peniculida; Parameciidae. The record is from RefSeq and is a predicted model, not a curated record.